AUGAGAUGCGCCGUUAUUAAAUGUGUGUGUGAUGUGUGUGCAGGGCUGAAGGAGUCGACGGAGCAGCUGGUGAAGAAGAAGUUGGAGGGGAAGGAAACCCUGACGCCGUGGGAGGGCUUCCUGGAGAAGAAGAAGGAGAAGAAGAAGCAGAAGAAAACUAAGAAGAAGGAGGGCGAGGAGGAAGAGGAGGCUCUCAGUGACGACGAGCUUCCUCCAGACGUCGAUCUCAACGACCCGUUCUUCGCCGAGGAGCUCAACGCUGCAGCAAGCAGAAGAAGAAGAAGCUGCUGAAGAAGAAG
This is a messenger RNA of Notothenia coriiceps (black rockcod), 299 nucleotides long. RefSeq names its product ESF1 homolog. The coding region runs from base 1 to 291 and encodes 96 amino acids. The transcript is spliced from 4 exons. Lineage: Eukaryota; Metazoa; Chordata; Actinopteri; Perciformes; Nototheniidae. Gene Ontology annotation, molecular function: RNA binding. The record is from RefSeq and is a predicted model, not a curated record. Gene Ontology annotation, biological process: rRNA processing.